UUAGGUUUGGAAAUAUACCAUGUCUGAGAAUGUUGGAGAGUCAUAUAAUGAUAGUGAUGGAGGGGCCAAACAAGCUGUGCAUUCUCACCGCUCUGUUUGGAUGUCUCACUGGAUGAGCAGCACAGGCUGCAAGUCAGCAACUAAGCGGGCUUGUAGUCGUUUAUCGAUUUCCUUAGAUUCCGAAGAAGACGCUCAUGAUUCGAAGCGGCAACGCUUGCUCGGUGUGUUGGAGAGAGCGGAGAAGAAUGAGUCUGAAUGUGAUAAAGGGUUCAGUGAAAUGCCUGAAACUAAGAGGGUGAAAAUCAUUGAUGAUAGUGUGAUUUCCGGGUCUGAGAAAUUAAGGAGUCCUUUUCCUAUGUUCAAUCUCCUCCAAAGAAAGGGAGAUAAUGUUUUGGCUCGGAAGGAUGAACAAGGGUCUAGUUCUCAUUGGGGAAAGCUAAAGUCUCGAACUGAGUGGGAUUCGGGAAGUGAGAGACAUUCGUCCCCUAUGCUUCAGCGGGCUCCUGUGGCAGAAACUGUAUCAAGAGAAAAACCUUUAAGGCCUGAAGGUCGUUUGGAGUAUCCGGAGGAGGAGGGGAUCAUUGAAAAUAACAGCUUAGACCUGACAAAGCCUAUUAAGGGUGAUUUUACGGUAUCAACUUCUAAAAUCGAGCCGUAUGGAUUUAACCUCAGAAAGACUCCAAUUCAAUCCGUGUCUAAACAGGAAGAAACUAAUCUAUCAAACUCGAUUCAAGAAUCUGGAGAACGAAUGACAAAUAGUAAUUCUAUGGUUUUGGUCAAUGAGGAAGCUAUCAAUGGCCUCUUUGGAAGAUCUAGAAACCCAUUUGUCAGGCCCAAUGACUUGGCUUUAUUUCCACAUGAUCCGUCAACAAGCAGAAGUCAGCAACCUGAAUCUGUUUCCCACAAGUUACAAGAUCACACUGGUGUUGGAUUGUUCCCGAGAAAGAACACCCCCAUAGAGCUGACAAAAUCAGAAAAAUUAUAUCCUGAAUGUUUUUCGGUACCAAGUCCGCCGUUUUCCGAGCAUGGCGUGGAGGCUAUGAGAACAUGCACCACUCUGGACUCCAUGGAAGAGUCGUCGAGAGGUUCUAAAAAGUUCUCUUCAAUUCAUCGUUUUCUGGCUUCGAAAACGUCUGCUUUUAAUUUGACUGAAGGAGGCCACAUGUUCAAAGAGUCAACGGUAUCAACCAAAAUGAAAGAAAAAGCUUCUUCUGAGCUCUUUCGUUAUGAUCAGCAAAAUUGUUUCCCAAUUAGGACCGGAGUGAAGCUGCAACUUCUAGGAAGCUCCACAGCUAGUGAAGAAGAGAAAGAUGCUGGAGAAUUGAAGACUUCGUCGGUUAAUUUAAAUAAUGAAUCGUCAGCUGAAACUAAUACCAUGGACUUAGACACAUUCCGGAGGAAAUUUAUUUCUGGUGUGGUUUCUUCUUCAUCAAAUAAGCAUGCUGAGUUGGAGCAACGGUCCCCUACAUCUCAAACCGCAUUGGUUGCAGCUAGAGAAAUUGGAGGAAGACUGCCGAAAACGAAGUUACCCGAUAUAAACCAAGAGCCUAAUAGUCUUGCAGCUUAUGCAAGUUCUGCAGACACAAGCUCGUCAAAAACCCAGAGUUUGGAUGCAGAGCUCCUUCUUUCCAAUGCUGAGCAGCCCACAAAUUUUAAGUCUAAUACAUGCCUUGUCAGUAGUCUAGAAUCAGAGUUAAGCAGCAGAUGGGUCAAGCGUCUCAAGUUGACUCCAACAUCUGCUCGUGGUACUCAGAGCUCAAAAAUGAUAGAGGACCAUUCUCAUGGAAAAGUCAACAAUUUCUUCAGUAAAAUUAUGAAAUGUGGCAUAACCAGUUCAGAGCCUAUUACAGGUCGAUCACAUGAUAAAGAACAGAUGACAUUUAGUCAGAGAACAACAUUAUGGAAUGACAAGUUCUCAUCUAUCAAGUCUGUGAGGCAAAACCGAGAUGUAACACUAUCACAUCCUUGGGUUCAGAGGUUGCGCCAUAAUGCAGUUUCAUCCCCCAUUGAGAGGUCUAAACCAGUAGAAAUUUCGAAGCCUCAAUGCUCAAAAGCAAUGGUGGACAAGUGCCUAAAGAAACAGUUUCCGAGCCUUGCCGCCAUGGCACUGAUGGGGAAGGCUAUGGGGGAAUUCCGUUCUUGCCAGUUCAGGAAAAAGGGGUCUUCUAUAGUUUGGAGUUCCUAAAGAGUUUGAGAGAAGCUCUGCAAUCAAUGGGAUGAUGACAGUUCUUACUGUUUGAGGUUUUCACGAUGAUAAAGAAUGCUUCGAUCAUCCAUUAGAGAUCAUUCUGCAGAAGUUAGAAGUUAAUAAAUCCCGAGUGUUGCAUAGGUAUGUAUCUUGCCUGUACUUAUUUUGUUGUUCUGCAGAGGGUUCUUUUUUUUUUUUUUGGGAGUUAAUAAAUCUGGAAGCUCUGUCAUGCUGCAGAUGUGCUGUGCUUGAAUCUGAAUAUAGAUAUAUACAUAUGUAUGCAUGUAUGUAUGUGCUGUACCUCUCUGUUUUCCCUGCAAAGAGACUUGUCUCUUUGAGACUGCUAGGCAAAAUGAAAAAUAGCGAAUUAUACUUUGCGUGAUCGGUGUGCGUAAGCAUAUAUUGGUUCUAAGGCUUGGUGCUGCUCAAACAAUUUUCUGCACCUCUUUUCCCCUUUUGGAAAUUCACAGUUGCAUGCAUUUACAACUACCACAUGUUGGACAAUAUAAUUAUCAUGUAUGGUUGGAGUUGACAGAAGAACUGAUCAUAUGAAUGAAGACCCGGGAUGGCCUCGAGGGAAAUGGUGUGGAGCUGUCAAUUUACCAUUGGCUGAAAUUUUAAAGGAAGUUCUAGAGAGAAUGGAGGAGAAUCUUUGAAAGAGAGACCAUUCUUCUUCCCGCAACAGUAAUGCAUUUGUCUUCACCAUAUAUGCUUUAUGCAUUGCUUCCUCGUGUUUUUAACAAGUAUGGCCGUAUCACUUUUUCAGCUGUUCAGUUCCAAAAUUUUGCAAACACUCCCUCUUCCGUUUGUUUAUAUAUCAAAUUCUAAUUUCAGGUUAUUAGUAUACUUUUUAAGGUUUCUGGUCUGUGAAAUUAAUUUAUAUUAUUAGACGUCGGGUUCACAAAGAUAAGGAUGAAAUUCUUACUUUUUCGGAUAGCUCUAUGGGUUCACGAAGAUGAGGGUUUUUCUAGUUUUUUACUUUUUGAUAUUGUUAGAAGUUGGGUUCCUUUUUUUGUAAUUCCCUUUGAUUUCUGUCUUCAGAGGAAAUCUCUUCCUCUUCAGCUUGUACAUUAUUCCUAUUUUCAGUAAUAGUUCAUUGUUUCAACAAAAAAAAAAAACAAAAAAAAGCAGAUUGUAUUUCUCA
Messenger RNA from Morus notabilis, 3332 nucleotides. RefSeq lists its product as uncharacterized. NCBI's taxonomy places the organism in Eukaryota, Viridiplantae, Streptophyta, Magnoliopsida, Rosales, Moraceae. The record is from RefSeq and is a predicted model, not a curated record. Bases 20 to 2185 code for a protein of 721 amino acids. The transcript is spliced from 3 exons. Gene Ontology annotation, biological process: regulation of photomorphogenesis.